Messenger RNA from Drosophila subpulchrella, 2797 nucleotides. RefSeq lists its product as uncharacterized. Gene Ontology annotation, molecular function: ubiquitin protein ligase activity. Gene Ontology annotation, cellular component: cytoplasm; plasma membrane. Gene Ontology annotation, biological process: negative regulation of extrinsic apoptotic signaling pathway via death domain receptors; protein K48-linked ubiquitination; proteasome-mediated ubiquitin-dependent protein catabolic process. Bases 332 to 2446 code for a protein of 704 amino acids. The transcript is spliced from 5 exons. The record is from RefSeq and is a predicted model, not a curated record. NCBI's taxonomy places the organism in Eukaryota, Metazoa, Arthropoda, Insecta, Diptera, Drosophilidae.
UACGUAUAUAAAUCACCGCAGCCCUGGUACCUUGAAUUGCUAUUUUUGGCUGAUAAAAAUUUAUAAAAAUCAUCGCGUACGCAUCCGGCCGCCUAUGAUUAAGUGUUGAGUGAUCACAGACACCCUUGACCUAUUCGCCGCCAGGCGGAGAUAAAUGCCGUGGGCCCAGCGUGGCCACGUAGUGAUUCACGACGUUGACAUUGAAAAACAAAUGCAAUGCCAGCACAGUGGGCGUGAGCAGCGGAAGGGAGGAGCAGUUGCCAGGAAGGGCAAGGAUUCAGCGCAAGGACACGGUCGAUAGGAGCAGCUGCCCCACUGUCCAGCGGCCACGAUGCCCUGCGAAAGCUGCGGCGUGGAAUUCACGGUUUUUCGUCGCAAGCGCGCUUGCUUCGAUUGCAAACGCUACUACUGUGCCAACUGCAUUGCGUCCAGGCGCUGCCAACGGUGCUCUGUUUUCGCCCAGCGGCCUCUGCUAAAGACAGAUCUGUUAAAGCUCAAGCCCAAGGACCUGAUUUUCUAUCUGCAGUCCAAGCACAUCUCCACUGAAGGCUGCCUAGAGAAAGAGGAGCUGGUGGGCCUCGUCCUCACCCAUGUCGCCCAGGUGGACAGGGGCCGUGGCUCGAAUGCAUCCUCCAACAGCCCGGGUCGUGGCCAGGCCAACCCCAUCGACAGCCUUAAACAGUCGUGCCAAAACUUCUUUUCCAACCUGAGCGACAACAUAAGUGAUUCGCUAGCCUCGUUCGAUUCCAAAGUCGCUGCAAAGCCGCCGGAGAGCAGGCAGCCAGAGGCGCCCUCCCACAUCUUCGAGCAGCCGAGGGUCUCCACUCGCGAGAUUCCCACUUACGCCAGUGCCGUCAACGGCGGGCCACAACGCGUCCAUGUGCAUCAGGGGGCAGCCACCACCACCAAUGGGGGAAGCCAGAGCAGCAGCAGUCCUUCAACUUCCACGCAGGCAUCGAAUAAUCGCGAUGCCAGAAGUAGCAGCCAGGCCCAGGCGGCCCGUCAGCAGGAGGAGGAGGAGGAUAGAGAAGAGCAGGAGGAGGCGCACAGCAAGUCCGACUGCGAGUGUUCAGACGAUGAGAUUAUGGCCACGUUCAGUGAGCGCGUGUCCUUGUCGCUCAAAACCGACACCAGUGCUCGGGUGAUCAAAGUACCCGCAGCGCCCAGUCCCGCUGGUCAGGUGGGUGGAGACGUUGGACCUUCCGGCACCACAGCUGCUAGUCCGGGCUGCUCCAAGCCGGGCUCGAGCAGCUCCAAAGCGGAUGCCUCCUCGCAGUCAAGCUUUGAGGAGCUGGGCGCCAUCGGUGGCAUCUCUGACGAGAGCAAGGCCACCACGGACACAAACAGCAGUCACCUGGAUCAGUGGCAGGUGCUUGAAGUAAACCGGAUCGAGGCGGUGGAGGAGACGCCUACCACGAGUGCCGCCGAGGAGAUCUUGGAGGUCACGCUGCGCAGCAGACCAGCGGUGGAGGGCGAGGAAGGCCAGAUGGGCGAGAGCACUCAAACGCUGAACAUAGAGCAGCGCCCGGCCAACCCAAGUCCAGCGUUCCAUCCCGCCGUGCCGCAGCGCUCAAAGAAGGUGACCCGCCGACGCUCUGAUGGUUACUUGAAUCGUCGCUACCAUUCUAGCGAUGACGAGUCCCCGGUGGCGCCAGGAGGAACUGGUCUCAGCCUGGGGCUCUCGACCCUUAGCGAACAGCCGGAGCACGGCCUGCAUGCGCACUCUCAUCGCCAGAGCUGCCACCGCUGCGGUAAGAACAAGACGAACAUCCGUCGCCAUGUGGAGAAAAUGCGACGCCAUCUGGAGAACUCGCAGAUGUCCGAAGAGGACAUCAAACGGGAGCUGCAGGAGUUCCUCACGUACCUGGAGCAGCGCACCAAGUCAGUGGAGGUCUCCGACGCCGACAGUCAUGCGGUGUCUCCUCUCAGCGUGGACGCGAUCAGCGUGGCUGCUGGCGGAAGAUCCCCGGACAUGCCCAUCACGCCGACAAUCGAGUUCUCGCCCACGCAGGACGAUGAUAUCCGCUGGGACGACGAUGAGGGGAUCCACGUGUAUCCGGCACCGUCGGACUUUGAGCCGGCCACUUGCUGUGACUCGCGUUUCGUCAAUUUGGAAGACUUUGAGGAUUUAAAAGACUUGGAGAGUUUGACGGUGAAGCAGUUGAAGGAGGUGCUCAUGCUGCACCGUGUCGACUACAAAGGCUGUUGUGAGAAGCAGGAGCUGCUCGACCGCGUCAGCAGGCUGUGGAAAACCAUGCGUGAGACUCCAGCCGUUGAGAAACUGCCUACGGACGAGCUCUGUAAGAUUUGUAUGGACGCGCCGAUUGAGUGCGUUUUCCUGGAGUGCGGGCACAUGGCCACCUGCACAAGCUGUGGAAAAGUGCUGAACGAGUGCCCGAUUUGCCGACAAUACAUUGUACGAGUUGUAAGAUUUUUUAGAGCGUAAUGAUACGGCUAAUGGUGACUGGACAUGGUGCAAGCUGGACGCCUACCACGAGGCACAUCCCGCUGGGCGGACUACAGCGUAUUUGUUUCCUUAAACGACGCGACUGCAACAAUAAUAUUAAUUUGAGUAAUUGUUUCUACUGUGUAGUAUGUUGCCAGUAUAUAUGCGUAUAUAUAGUGAACACCCCGAUACCGCUUUCAAAGUGUAUUUAUCUAUUUCAAAUGUGAAAUACUUUUGCUAUUUAUUUUGUUUGUUCUUGUUGUUUGUAUAAAAACGAGAGGUUAUCUAGAUCAACUAACAUUCCUAUAAGCCGCAAAAAAGAUUAAAUCUGUUAUUAACAGUUGUGAAAAA